This is a messenger RNA of Xenia sp. Carnegie-2017, 1335 nucleotides long. RefSeq names its product ankyrin-2-like. Bases 117 to 1151 code for a protein of 344 amino acids. NCBI's taxonomy places the organism in Eukaryota, Metazoa, Cnidaria, Anthozoa, Malacalcyonacea, Xeniidae. Gene Ontology annotation, molecular function: protein binding. The record is from RefSeq and is a predicted model, not a curated record. The transcript is spliced from 12 exons.
UGGACUUAUUUACUGCUUGCUCUGUUGGCAAAUUUGAAUACAUUCAACAAUUGCUCAGAAAUGACUCGCGCACUGAUAUUGUUAACAUAAAAAACGAAGGAGGCUGGUCACCAUUGAUGUAUGUGUGCUAUAUUGGGAAUUAUGAAAUCACCGAAUUACUCGUCCGUGAAGGUGCUGAUGUUCUGUUUGAAGAGAAAGAAUAUGGUCGAACGCCAUUGAUGCUGGCUUCAUCUUCCGGCAACAUAUAUCUGGUGAAAUUUUUAAUAAAAAAUAGAGCCCAAAUCAACCAAAGGGACAGACAUGGCCAAACUGCUUUAUACCAUGCUGCUGAACAUGGUCAGACAAAAAUUGUUGAAUAUCUACUAAGUAUUUCUGCAGAUGUUUUGAUAAGGCAGAAUGGAACAGGUUACACUCCAUUUAUGGAGGCAGCAAAACAAGGACAUGAAGCUGUUUUUAAUGCAUUUUUGGAUCAUGAUGUUGAUUUGGGAGUUUUAUCCAGUCAAGGUUACACUGCUAGAGACUUGGCAGAGCAAUGUAACUCUCAUGUAAUAGUGAAAAUGAUUGACAAUCAUCAAAUCAAGUCUCGAUAUAAAACAGAUUUGAGUUGUAUUGGCAAUACCAAACAACCACAUCAAAAGGUCAACCAGUGGCUAAAUGAUCAUAAUCCAGAUCAUUUUUAUGAUGAUAUUCUCACAAAUAAAUUUGAUGUAUGUGAAGACAUCAACUCACGACCAAUAAUGCCCUCAUGUGGAAUUCCAAUUUGUUCUCCUUACAAACAUUAUUCAGUUGAGGAAAGUUUGGGCAAAUCAUAUGGAGAUUCGACGAUUGUUGACUCUGAUAGAACACCAUUGGGUACGCCUGUAGACAGCAUGUUUCAACAGUAUAUGUCUGCUGAUCUUUUUCUUCAUCGUUCUUCUUAUAAUCAUCCCACGUUGCAGACGUUUUUAAAGGAUUUAGGCUUGGAGAAAUAUGUCAAAACAUUUAAAGAUGCACAUAUCGACUUUGAUUUACUACUUUCGUCAACGGAAGAAGAUUUUAAGGAGCUUGGAAUAGUGCUGGGUCCAAGACGUAAACUGAAAAUGGCCAUUGAUCAAUGGAAGGAGGACAAAGGAUGUACUAAAGAAAGAAAUACACCACUUGUCUUGAAGUGAACGAUGUUAAAGUGCAAUUAGCAGAUGUUUAUUCUAAACUUGAACACAUAAAUGCAGAACUCGUGCACGAGAAAGAAGCAAGGCAUCACUCGAAGCUGAACUAAUGGAAGGAAGAGCGAGGAAAAAUCACAUGUAUUUCAUUGGAGAGAAAGUCAUAAGGGCCUGUAAAGAUAUGUUAAAUGUA